ACUGUCCAAGUUGAUCCCAGCCAGCAUUCGCAACGGAUCGUUUUGUCGUAAUCUCGUCGUGCUGUUGUCAUUCGCAUAAGUCAUGCAUUUGUGUUGCAGUUCCACAUUGUUGGUCGCCUGUUCGCUGGCGAUGUUGCGGCACGUUGUAGCAAUGCCCACAACCACCGCUUCAAUGACAACAUUGAAACCAAAGCUGGUUGUCGACGGUGAGGAGGAGGCGCCGCGGCCCAUGACAUAUCACUUCAUUGUGGAUCAUCGUCCCAGCACGUUGGGGCAGAAUUAUUACAUCAAGCCCGGUCAAGUUGUGGGCUCGUUCAGUUUGGAUUCGAAAGCGUUGCAGGUGCGGCACGAGGGCAGCAAGCGCAACAUUAGUAACAAGUUAAACAUUCUCUUCGUGGCCAGUCCCAAGGAAGAAGAAGCAACGCAGAGCUAAAACUGAUUAUUUAUGAAAAGCACUUAUUUUUUUUUAACGUUAUGUAUGACGAUAUUUAAAUCAAUUUCCGGUAAUUAAUUGAGUUGUUUGUUUGUUACAUAUUCUCACUGUAAUGUUAUUGUCAACGCAUAGCUAAGUUUGAUAUCACAAUUAAACAAAACAAAAGCUUUAA
Molecule: messenger RNA, 605 nt
Organism: Drosophila sulfurigaster albostrigata
Lineage: Eukaryota; Metazoa; Arthropoda; Insecta; Diptera; Drosophilidae
Exons: 1
Coding region: 83-433 (116 amino acids)
Source: RefSeq, a predicted model, not a curated record